AUGGUCACCAUGGGCCAGUGCUACUACAACGAGACCAUCGGCUUUUUUUAUAACAACAGUGGCAAGGAGCUCAGCUCCCACUGGCGGCCCAAGGAUGUGGUUGUGGUGGCACUGGGGCUGACUGUCAGUGUGCUGGUGCUACUCACCAAUCUGCUUGUCAUCGCUGCCAUCGCCUCUAACCGCCGCUUCCACCAGCCCAUCUACUACCUGCUGGGCAACCUGGCCGCAGCUGACCUCUUUGCUGGUGUGGCUUACCUCUUCCUCAUGUUCCACACAGGCCCGCGCACGGCCCGGCUCUCACUGGAGGGCUGGUUCCUCCGACAGGGUCUGCUGGACACAAGCCUGACGGCGUCGGUGGCCACACUGCUGGCCAUUGCUGUGGAGCGGCACCACAGCGUGAUGGCCAUGCAGCUGCACAGCCGCCUGCCCCGUGGCCGUGUGGUCAUGCUCAUUGUGGGUGUGUGGGUGGCCGCACUGGGCCUGGGGCUGCUGCCCGCCCACUCCUGGCACUGUCUCUGCGCCCUGGACCACUGCUCGCGCAUGGCACCCUUGUUUAGUCGCUCCUACCUGGCUGUCUGGGCCCUGUCCAGCCUACUUGUUUUCCUGCUUAUGGUAGCCGUCUACACCCGCAUUUUCUUCUACGUGCGGCGGCGGGUCCAACGCAUGGCAGAGCAUGUCAGCUGCCACCCCCGCUACCAAGAGACCACACUCAGCCUGGUCAAGACUGUUGUCAUCAUCCUGGGGGCAUUCGUGGUCUGCUGGACACCAGGCCAGGUGGUACUGCUCCUGGACGGUCUGGGCUGCAAGUCCUGCAAUGUGCUGGCUGUAGAGAAGUACUUCCUGCUCUUGGCCGAGGCCAACUCGCUGGUCAACGCAGCGGUGUACUCGUGCCGCGAUGCUGAGAUGCGCCGCACCUUCCGCCGCCUCCUCUGCUGUGUGUACUUCCGUGGGUCCAGCCAUGAUUCGAUCCGCUAUCUACCCUCUGAGAGGACAGCUGCCAGCACUCGCAUCAUCCUUCCUGAGAACGGCCACCCCCUGAUGGACUCCACCCUUUAG
Messenger RNA from Cynocephalus volans (Philippine flying lemur), 1056 nucleotides. RefSeq names its product lysophosphatidic acid receptor 2 (gene LPAR2). NCBI's taxonomy places the organism in Eukaryota, Metazoa, Chordata, Mammalia, Dermoptera, Cynocephalidae. The record is from RefSeq and is a predicted model, not a curated record. Gene Ontology annotation, cellular component: cytoplasm; plasma membrane. Bases 1 to 1056 code for a protein of 351 amino acids. Gene Ontology annotation, biological process: adenylate cyclase-activating G protein-coupled receptor signaling pathway; regulation of metabolic process. Gene Ontology annotation, molecular function: lysophosphatidic acid receptor activity. The transcript has 2 exons.